This is a messenger RNA of Micropterus salmoides (largemouth bass), 875 nucleotides long. RefSeq names its product tubby protein-like. The record is from RefSeq and is a predicted model, not a curated record. The annotation marks the transcript as partial. The transcript has 3 exons. Lineage: Eukaryota; Metazoa; Chordata; Actinopteri; Centrarchiformes; Centrarchidae.
GUACUGUACAGAAAUAGCGUAGAAGGAACAUCAAAGAAGCAAGACAAAGGCAGUUCUCUAUAACCUUUUUUUCCUUUUUUGAUUAAGGCUUUGCACUCCAUGUGGCUGUAGGUGAUGCUGUACAAGAGAUAACGAGAGAUAGAUUUGGCAGAGAGGCACAGAGCGAGAUUUGGACAGACAGGAUGGAAAGGAGGGGAGGGGAGGAUUUAAAGGGCAAGAAACGGAGGGAGAUUUAGAUAGUGCCUACAGAGUGAGAGCGAGGGAAGAGAGCCAGCACAAAGCAGGAGCAGAGGCGGUGGAUGGGUGAAUAGAAGAGGAGAGGCAUUGACUGGAAGCAUACACAUGGGAGAGAAGAAAACAGCUAUUUCAUGUGCUUGUUGUGCAUGACUGAGGAGUGCGGCUGCCUGUCUGGAUUGUUAGUCAUCUGCUGCCCCACAGUUAGAGGACAUUCGAAGACGCAGAGGCAGGCUGGGGAUAUAGGGCUGCGUGCAGAGGAUGAACAGGGGAUGUGAGCUCUCUGCCUGUGAUCGCUGUCCUCAGACCCCGUAGCCACUUGCACUGGUGCUGUUGCAGGCCGUUAGCCUCGCAGUUAGGCAGCGGCAGUCAGAGUGGUUGAUACAGAAUGAGCUCCAAACACUCCUCCGACUGGAUUCCCUACAGCACUUUAGAUGACGAGGGCACCAACCUCCGACAGCAGAAACUGGACAGACAGCGCGCGCUCCUUGAACAGAAGCAGAAGAAGAAGCGGCAGGAGCCCCUGAUGGUCCAGUCUAAUGUGGACGGGAGGUCUCGCACUCGUCGGACCAAACAGAGCGAGGAACAGGCUCCGCUGGUGGAAUCCUACCUCAGCAGCAACAGCAGCACCAUCUACCACG